This is a messenger RNA of Ochlerotatus camptorhynchus, 2567 nucleotides long. Its product is annotated as netrin receptor unc-5-like. The record is from RefSeq and is a predicted model, not a curated record. Gene Ontology annotation, biological process: cell-cell adhesion; axon guidance. The transcript has 6 exons. The annotation marks the transcript as partial. Lineage: Eukaryota; Metazoa; Arthropoda; Insecta; Diptera; Culicidae. Gene Ontology annotation, cellular component: plasma membrane; axon.
UUCGGUAGGCAGCUUCUUGCAUAGCGCACGUGAGGGGUUAGAACGGUUUCGAAAUGGCAUGCACCGUUCAGUCUCGUAUUGGUUCUAGUGCGCGCUGGAAGUGGAUUUUCGCGUCGUCGUCGUCGUCGUUUUCGUCGUAGUUGGUUUUUCUGACGAUCGGAGUGCCGUUGUCGUCCGCAAUCCGCGCGUAGUAAGUUACGUCUUUUUCGCGGUCGUAAAUAUUGUGUGAACGUUGCUUGGCGCUGUGUGGAAUCGAAAGGGGAGUGAGUCAAUUCUCCGCAUUGUUGGUGGUUUUUCGGCAAGUGCACUAUCGAAUGUGUGGUUGAGUUGUGGUUGAUGGCUUGUGAAAACAUCGGUUUCGAAUGUAGUAUUGGAGUUAAUCGAGUUGUGGAACCAUUGAAGGAUUAAGGUUGCUUCGCUGAAUUCGGAGGUGAAUGAACAGAAACAAUUCAACCAGCAGCGAGUUACAGUCCUACAACAGCUAUGUGCAUAUUUAAUCAUCUGGGUAAACAUCAUAAAUAUAGACAGCGUCUCCCUGGGUAGCCGCCGACGGACAAAUCCAAGACUACAAAGUGGACGCGCCGGAAGUGCUAUUUACUACUUCUACUACUGCUCAGUGGAAAUAAAACUCAAUCCCUUAUAGUUACGAAACAGUUUAACCGUACUACCAGGAAGACUUGGCGGGAGAGUGUUUCACGGGAAGGACCACGUCGGAGAACCAAUGUGUACGGAUUUGCGGCGACCGGCCGGAGUUGGAACAACUCAUUAAAUAAAGAACGAGAUCCAUCGCUGACAUCGACAAACUUUUCCCAUCAACCGUAACACGCUGGCUGUCUCUCGCGGAGGACACCAUUAAGAGCAAACUUAGUGUCGGAGGAAUGCUCCGGAAGUUUUGACUCUGCACUGCCAUCCAUCCCGGGGCAUGAGUUAUGAGCAUUUUUCCAUCAGCAAGUCCCAUCGCCUUCUCCCGAAACAGCCCAAGUCAGCCGGAGCUUGUCAAAACAAAGGGCGCUACGUCGUCAACGACCGCGACGUGAGCAGGAUGCAACUUCCGGCAAGGUUCAGCUGAGAAGACACGCCACCGAGACAAACUACUCCGUUCGCCAAUAACUACAAGCAGAUUUGUUCAGCUGGUUCGAGCAGCAACUGCCAAACAAUGAAAGUUUCUUAUAAAUUAUCGCAUUUCCUCAAUCUGUAUUUCAUUUUCGCGACAGCGACAACACUUUCGGAGGCAGCCAAACAACCCUCGCCGCCGAACGCGACGAGGAUUGACGGUGUUGAAGAACGUCCGUCACCCUUUGCAACCCCCAGUUCAGGAAUGGUAGGUGGUGGUUGGAGAAGUUCGUCAACUCAGCCAUCGCUGCCUCCGGUCCUGGCAGCAUCAUUGACGGUGCGAGAUAAAUCAGGACUGGAACGGGAUCCCAAACUGGUUAAUCAUCAUUUUUCCUCCUCAAGUUCGAUACUGUCGAAUGUGAAGGGGUCACCAGGGGUGGGAGGAUCCGGAGAACCCUCAACGAGCAGAAGUCGAUCGAAAGUGAAUUUUAAUAUUUUGUACGAGAGCAGCGGGAAAGUCAGACAGCCGGGAGUUGAUGAAGCUUCUGAAGUGGUAGAAGUGAGGGAAGGUGCUAGUAGUGGCGUCACUCGAAACAAUGAACCGGAGAUGAGUGUGUCGAAACCGGGUGGUGUUGAAGAUGAAGAUGAGUAUGACUAUGACGGUAGAGGUGAUAAUUAUGAGGAUGGCAAAAUAAUCAGUCCGGCGGCUUUGGAUAAUUUUUUCGAUAAGAGUUUGGGUGGUGGAAGGUUCGGGCAUACGGCAACAACCGAAUCGGAUUACGAUGACGACGAGGACGAAGAUAGUGACGAAGGGGAUGACACUGAUGAAGACUCCUAUGGAGAGGGUGGUGAUAUUUUGCCGGUGGAUGGGGCGUUUGACAGCUUCGGAAAGACAGAAGAAGAGGCAGGAGCUAAAAGUGAUAGUACAUUGCCUUAUUUUCUGGUGGAGCCCCAGAGUACGCAUGUGAUACGGAACAAGCCGGCGAUACUGAAGUGCAAGGCAGCGAAUGCUUUACAGGUGCACUUCAAAUGCAGUGGCAGCAACAAACCCCCACCCUCAGUCGAGGAAUCGCACGUUGAUCCGCACACGGGAGUUCACUUCCAGGAAGUGACCGCAACCAUCUCGCGGGACCUCGUGUACGAGUACUUUGGAAAGCCUCCGUUCAAGUGCGAAUGCCACGCGUGGUCACCCCGGGGGAAGACCAUCAGCCAACCGGCUUCCAUUGUCGUUGCCUAUCUGAAAAAGAAUUUCAUCCUCCACUCGCCAAAACUGCGUGCCGAGACUGGCACAAAGCUGGAAAUUAAAUGCACUGCCCCGAAGGGCUAUCCAAAGCCUCAAAUCACGUGGUUGAAAAACAAUUUCACCCUUCCCAGCAGUCCACUGCUCACGUUCAACUCCGAGGGAAACAUCCUGAUAAGCACCGUAAAACUACAGGACAUCGGAAACUACACAUGUGUCGCGGAGAACAUCGCCGGCAAACGGACAUCGGAACCGAUCGAACUAAUCGUUUACG